Sparassis crispa is the source of this 1122-nucleotide messenger RNA. RefSeq lists its product as hypothetical. Lineage: Eukaryota; Fungi; Basidiomycota; Agaricomycetes; Polyporales; Sparassidaceae. The record is from RefSeq and is a predicted model, not a curated record. Bases 1 to 1122 code for a protein of 373 amino acids. The transcript has 4 exons. Gene Ontology annotation, molecular function: hydro-lyase activity.
AUGGACGUCUACAGAGAACUGGAGACGGGCAGACGAGGGAGGAUGGAUGUGAUACGAACCGUGGACAUGCACACGUCUGGAGAGCCGACGCGAAUUGUGGUGGAGGGGUAUCCAGAGCUGAUGGGGAAGACGCUGCUGGAGAAGAGGGCGUAUGCGAGGGAAAAGCUGGACUUUAUCCGACGACGAUUGAUGUUUGAGCCGCGGGGACACGCGGGGAUGUACGGAGCGAUACUGGUGAAGGAGACGGAGCUUACGGAGAGCGGGGAGGCGGACAUUGGGGUGCUGUUCUGUCACAACGAGGGAUACUCGACGAUGUGCGGGCACGCGACGAUUGCGCUGGGACGGUUCCUGGUGGACACGCAGGACAGGGGAGUGUUCCCGCGGCGGGGGCAGGUGAGGUACGAGGAGGGGAAGAAGGAGACGGUGGUGCGAGUGCACGCGCCAUGCGGGGUGGUGGAGGUCACGGUGCCGACGGUGGAGGAAGGAGGGCGGAGACGGAGCGACGAGGGGAAGAGGGUCCGCUUCACGAGCGUGGCCAGUUUCGUGGGCGGGCUGGGGGUGGCGGUGAGGACGCUGGGUGGGAGGACGGCGCGGGUGGACGUCGGGUACGGAGGCGCGUUCUACGCGAUCGUCGACGCGAACGAGCUUGGACUGCACGGCCGACUCCGCGAGUGCGCGACGCUCCAGGCCGAGUGCGCCGCGCUCAAGGCCGCGCUGGGCAGCUGGGACGCGAGCGCACUGGUCGAGCACCCGCAGCACGCGGAGCUCGAGUACGUGUACGGGAUCAUCGUCGUCGACGGGGAGCUCGCCGUGUGCGUCUUCGCCGACGGCCAGAUCGACCGCUCCCCCUGCGGCUCCGGCGUCUGCGCUCGCCUCGCCGUCGCCGUCGCCCGCGGGUCCGUCGCCGUCGGGGAGCGCCGCCCGUUCCACUCCCCGGUGAGCGCCGCGGACCCCGCGAGCGUCUUCCUCGGCCGGGCGGUAGAGUCCACGGCGCUCGUGGGGCGCAGCGGCCGGGAGUGGGCCGCGGUGCGGGUCGAGGUCGAGGGGCGCGCGUCCUACACCGGCGCUCACGCGCUCGUCGCCGAGGACAGCGACCGGCUGCCUCCGUUCCUCGUCCUAUGA